AUGUCUGCCGAUUUAACCUGGCAAAUCAUUCGUAAGAACAAUUGUUUUCUUCGACGACAGAAAGGGAUCAAGAAGCAUUUUUCUGUUGAACCUUUCAAUCUUCGUGGCAUCAAUAGUCCCCGAUUCAACGGGCUGAUUAGCAAGAAAGCUAUGGAUAUAGCUCCUGCGAAGGAUGACAAGGAAGUUGUCGUGUCGUUGAAAGUGCCAGGUGAUUUCUUCACUUUAUUUGGCAUUUUAUUUGAGAAACCACAGAAAAAAGGCUCUCUAAUUCAAAGGUGGUCGUGA
Molecule: messenger RNA, 285 nt
Organism: Haemonchus placei
Lineage: Eukaryota; Metazoa; Nematoda; Chromadorea; Rhabditida; Trichostrongylidae
Source: the annotation of a GenBank genome assembly